GACCAAAAACACCUUCAAAUUCAUAUUGCGGGAAAUUGGACCUGUGAUUCAUCGAAUGGAUACAAAGUUUCGCAAGGCAAUAAGACCUGAGCAUCGCCUUGCCAUCACCUUAUGGAGGUUGGCAACAAAUGUAGAGUACCGCACUUUAGCUGGGCUCUUUGGAGUUGGUCGCUCAACUGUUGGAUUUAUCGUCGUUGACACGUGCCAGGAAAUCAUUAAUGUGUUCCAGGAAAGAAUGAUUAGAAUUCCAGCUGGGCAAAAACUUGAGGAGUGUGUCGCAAGAUUUGCUGGAAGAUUCCCACAAGCAGUCGGUGCCAUCGAUGGAUCACACAUCCCAAUAAAGGCCCCUGUUAAAAAUCCAAAAGAUUACUUUAACAGGAAGGGUUUUUACUCUGUUAUUUUGCAAGGAGUUGUCGACAGCUUUGGCAGUUUCAUUGAUGUCAAUGUAGGUUGGCCAGGCAGUGUACAUGACGCAAGAGUUUUUACUAAUUCUACUAUAUACCAAAAAUUGAUGAAUGGUAGUGCCUUUCCUGAGCAACCUAUCCAAAUCGGCGGUUGUAAUGUACCCCUCCUCUUACUUGGAGAUCCUGCUUACCCCCUUCUUCCAAACCUGAUGAAACCCUUUAGUGAUAAUGGCAGGCUGACCAAUGAACAGAUUACAUUUAACAACAAGUUGAGCAGCUGUCGGAUAACUGUAGAGCAUACCUUUGGUAGACUAAAAGGGCGAUGGCGGAUCCUCCACAAGACGAUGGACCAUGAACUGAAAAAUGUGCCAAACAUCAUAAUGACUUGUUGCAUUCUGCACAACAUUAUAGAAAUGCACCAUGAUCCAUUUAUGAAUCAAUGGGAAGUUGACGCGAUUGAGAACAAUGGCCAAGAAAUUGCCCAACAAGACCCUGUACAUGCUAAUGCAAGGAACAUUCCACAAGCUGCCACAGUGAGAAAUGCUCUUAAGGAACACUUGGCAUAUUGAGGAGAUGGUGGACUUUGAAUUUCUUUUUUGUGUAAAAUAUCUCAAUGUUAUACCCAAUAAUAUUUGCGUAUUACAUGACCCCCAACCGUGGGUUGCAAAGUUGUUCAGUGUUGCCUUCUCCAUUUUUAAUGACUUUCAAAUUUAUAGAGGCGGCUGACCCCUGCCCUCGCAGUGAUGCUCCUGUAUACAAAGCAAGCUCAUAUUUUAUUUGUAGACUGCCAAAAAGAUAGUGGAAUAUUGUUCAUAUGUAAAUAACAUUUCAUUGGGUUUUUUUAAUGUCAGUGUGGAGAAAGUUUCCCUUAUGUCACAGCGUAAUAAAAUUUUUGUUUUUGUUACUAUUGGAAAAAAUUUUACCAUACAGUGUUAGUUUACUGACUAGUUAUUUCUUCCUGUGCACUGUGCGAUGUUGCUACAGAACUAUUCACCAAAAGAAAAGGGGAUCCUUUGCGAGCCAUUAAUAGGUCUAUGUAGGUUACUGAAACAAGCAACCCCCAAUUUAGAAAUAUACUUCAGCUUGAAAUCGAUAGGAUUUUUUUUCCAAAAAUUAAACAUCCAAUGAAACUUUGUGUGUAUAACGUAUGGCAUCAUCCCACAUACAUGUAAGUAUGCAAUAAUGACACUUCAAACGUUCAGCGCAAAAAGUGAAAGCACCUCAAUUCCUUCUAAAUUAGUAAGGUUAUCAUUGCUGCAAAUGAUUCAUUAAAAUAAGAAAUUUUAUCAUUAAUAUCACUUAAGAAAUGGACCAAAAAUGAAAGGUAAGAAUGUGGCAUUGGUUCGUGUAAUGCAUAUUCAUGAUGAUACACACACCAAUGUAUGGCAUGUAAUACCAGGUAAAUAAACAAUUAAAAUACAAAUUUUAAUUGUGCCCCUAAAGAGGG
Lytechinus variegatus (green sea urchin) is the source of this 1851-nucleotide messenger RNA. Its product is annotated as protein ANTAGONIST OF LIKE HETEROCHROMATIN PROTEIN 1-like. The transcript is spliced from 2 exons. The record is from RefSeq and is a predicted model, not a curated record. Bases 56 to 973 code for a protein of 305 amino acids. Lineage: Eukaryota; Metazoa; Echinodermata; Echinoidea; Temnopleuroida; Toxopneustidae.